AUGUCUGAGGAGAAUGGUAGUUCUCACCAGGGGGUGGAGGAGGAGGAGGCUUCAUGCCCAGGCCAGAGCAACGAGCCUGGGGAGGAGCCAUCGUCACACUCCCCUACCCAGCAGAGUCCGCACCCGGAGCUGGAGCUGGUGGGCUCGGACGGAGAAGGCCCUGAAGCCGAAGCAAAACCCAACUCACCCAGCCAGCUGGUCUCGGACCCGAGCGAGGCGGCAAACACACACAUUUCCAACUCACCCAGCCAGCUGGUCUCAGCAAACACACACAUCUCCACAGCUCAGGACGUGACUGAUGUCCACCCUCCACUCAUCAGCAUCACAACAGGUGUAAGUGGGCACAAAAGAAUUGGGGGCCAGAAAGUAAAGAGCAGCAAUCCGGCGUCCUCGUCUGUCGUCGCCUCGCCGGUCUCCACGGCAGCGGUCUCAGGCAAGCGCUCAGUGCUGCUGUCUAAUGAGGCGCGUAAGGAGAUGGCCAAGCAGGCGAAAGCCCUGAAGGACGAGCGCCGGGCCUCCAUGGACAGCCGCCACAAGUACCUGAUGUCCAAGAUGGCCGACGGCCUCAGCCUGGGGGAGGCCGAGGUGGAGGAGGCACUUGUCUCUGAUGAGAAGUUCAGUUUGAUAGAGGAAUUCUUUGCAGACCACGGAUCAAAGAGAUUGCUCUUCUUCUAUCAGGCGGCACCAGCCAGCCAGAAGAAGCUUUUCAUCACCACGGGGACUGCCGAGGGCCUGCUUGGGGUGUGUUUGUUUUUCCUGCGCAGCACGGAGAAGGCCAUAACGACCGCCAGUGUGUCCCAAGAGGUGAACUUUGGAAUGCUCGAUUGCACCGAGGGGAACCUUUUGCACAGCUUGGAGAACCUUUUUUCCCGGGUCAUGUUGCCAGCUCUCAAGUGUCAGGAGGACUGGGGUGCCAUCAAAGAGGGCCUGAGGAGCGUCCACAUCCAGGACUUCCUGAGCUCCGUGGACCGCUUUGUCUGCAGUCUCUCUUCUGCGCGCCUCAACAUGGAGGGGAGGUUCCAGCUGGAGGAAGUGGACUCGGCUCCCAACCUGAACAACCUCCUGGACCCAGCGGACUACACCGCCGCAGCGAGUAACUCUGAGCUGGUGGAGCGUGUGGAGGCGGUGCUGGUGUGCUGGGCGCGGCAGAUUGAGCUGGUGCUGGCGGAGAGUGAGCAGAUGAGGAAGGAGGCGGACGACAUCGGCCCCGCCGCAGAGCUCGAGUACUGGAAGAGCCGCAUGACCACUUUCAACAGCCUCCUGGACGAGAUCAAGAGGCCGCAGGUGAAGAAGGUUCUGGGGCUGCUGCAGGUGGCCAAGUCCAAAAUGCUGAAGCGCUGGAAGGAGCUGGAUGGGAAUAUAACGGUGGUGGCCAACGAGGCCAAGGAUAACGUCAAGUACCUUUACACGCUGGAGAAGUUCUUUAGACCGCUGGGAACGUGCACUCCUAGCAGCAUGCUGGAGCACAUUCCUCACCUGAUGAACAGCAUCCGCAUGAUCCACAAUGUGUCCCACUACUACAACACCUCCGAGCACAUGACCUCCCUCUUCGUCAAGGUCACCAACCAGAUGGUCACCACCAGCAAGGCCUACCUGUGCCAAGGGGUGGCCAAGCUCUGGGACCUAGACAGAGGGGAGCUGCUGAGGAGGGUUGGUGAGUGUCUCCUGCUCAAUCAGGAGUACCAGCUGUGCUUCCAGAGGGUGCGGGAGAAGCUGCGGGAGAACCCUGAACACAAACAGUUUGAAUUCAGUGAGAACUACAUCUUUGGCAAGUUUGACACGUUCUGCAAGCGCCUGGACAAGGUCGCGGACGUGGCCCGGACGCUGGAGGAGCUGUCCUCUCUGCAGCACAUCAGGGUGGAGGGGACGGAGAAGAUUUAUGUGCGCUACCAGACUAUCGUGACAAGCAUCAAGUCCAAGACCUACAAUGUUCUUGACCAUCGCAAACUAGAGUUUGAUGGUGAUUAUGCUGAAUUCAAACUUCAAAUCCAAGGCUUGCUCAGGUCACUCCAGGCACUGUUGGAUGCUUGGUUUUUGCGGAAUCUUUCUGCAGAGCGAAUGCUUGGGCUGUUGGCGAAGUUUGAAACCGGGCUGGGCAAGCAACUGGACCUGACAGAGAAGUACAUGUUUGUUCUCCAACGUUAUGGUCACGAGCUGGAGCAAGUGCGGAAACUUUACCAAAAGCAGCGAGACAAUCCUCCUAUUGCACGAAACAUGCCCACAAUUGCAGGGAAAAUUCUGUGGUCACGACAGCUCUUCAGAAAAAUUGAAUUGCCAAUGACUCUGCUGAAAGACAAACUGGAUAUACUCAAGGCUCCUGAGAUGAGGCCAGUUAUCCGGGCCUAUAACCAGAUGGCUGCCGUGCUGCUGGAGUAUGAGCUGCUGUACCACAGGGGCUGGGCGCAGGCCGUAGAGAUGGGGCAACACGGCCUCAACGCCACUCUCCUCAUCAGGCACCCCGAGACCAAGGAGAUCUUUGUCAAUCUGGACCCUGUGGUGCUGGAGGUUCUGCAGGAGGCCAAGUGUAUGAGCAAAAUGGGCUUCUCGGUGCCCAAGGCUCUUCUGAGCAUGUGCACCAGAGAGGCCCAGCUGAAGGCUCAACAGAACGCCCUUCAGGAGCUGCUGGAGGAGUUCCAGGUGUGUGUGAGCCGGAUCCCUGCGCUCCUCCUGCCCGUCACACAACCCUUCUGCAGCCGCGUGGAGAACACACUCACGCCCGGCCUCACCACGCUGUCCUGGCGCUCCCUCAACACACACACAUUCGUGGCGUGUGUGCGUGCGGCGCUGGCGGAGCUGCAGCAGGUGGUGCGGGUGGUGCGGGACGUGCUGGAGUGCCGGGUGGAGAGAUCCUUCCAGGCCGUGGCCUCCACCACCCUGCUGCCGCUCCCGGAGGACCAGCCCGUGCCCGUCCACUCCUUCCAGGCCCACGCGGAGAGCGCGGUCAGGGCGGCCGCAGGGGUGCUAGCCAGUCAGAGUAGGCAGGCAGAGAUGGCCAUGUGGGACAUGAUUCAGGAGCUCAAGAGGAAGAUGACGCCAGCCGAGAUGGUCAACCUGGAGGGGUCUUUUGCCUGCUUGCACCCUGAUGCCAAGCAGAAGAGCCGAUGCCAGGCCUGCUUGCCAUGUCACUUCUACAACCUCAUGGGCCAGCUCUGCCAAAAGAACACGGAGGCUCUAGUCAGGGCCACCAAAAUGUCUCUGGAUUCGCUGCGGCGGCGCCUUCACGUGGUGAACUCCAAGUACCUGUCGGCCUUCGCUGCGUUGGAUCGUCCCGUUGUGCAGGUGCCCCUGUUCAAAGCGUCCAUCCAGUUGGCCAUCCCCAACAUUGUCCUCAGGCCCAGCCUUGAGGACAUCCAGAGCAUCCUCAACAAAGUGGUCAACACGGUGCUGUCCAUGGCCAAGGAUCUUCCCCUCUGGGAAUACGCACAUCUGCAUCACAAACAGCUGCAGGUGGAGCAGCAGGCUGCGCGGGACCUUGGGGACGACGGGCCGGUCACCAAGCAGAUCACCCUGAAGCCGCUGGACCGGCAGCUGGCCGAGCACAAGGACGUGACCAAGGCCGUGGUCCAGCUCAGCUCCAUCGUGUCCUCCCUGAAGGCGGACGCCGGGGACGUGCUGGGCGGCCUCGCCCACUUCUCCAUCCUCUGGAACCAGGAUGCAGAGGAGCAGGUCAAGCUCUUUUUGGAGAGCAGCCCAUCCCUGCCGGAGUUCAGUGCUCAGAUUUCAUCAUACUCUACGCUGGAGGCUCAGGUGGAGGAGCUGCCGGCCAGCUGCGCUGUGGGCUCCGUCGUGUACGAGACGGAGCAGCUGAAGCUGGCGCUGGUGCAGGAGUGUCGGGCGUGGAAGAGGGCGUUCGGGGCGGCGCUGAGCCGCCAGGCCUCCGUCCACAUGGCGGAGAUCUACGGCUUCCUGGAGACGGCCACGCGGCAGCUGCAGCGCCCCCUGGUGGACCUGGAGGACGUGCGCUCGGCCAUGGCGGCGCUGAGGGAGGUGCGCGAGGGCGACAUCCGCAUCGACAGCCUCAUCGCGCCCGUCGAGGAAUCCUUCGCCCUGCUCAACCGCCACCAGCUGCACUUCGCCGACGGCAACGCCGAGAAGGUGGACAGCCUGACCUACGCCUGGAAAAACCUCAACGCUCUGGUGUUGCAGACACAGAACACCCUUGUGGCCAUUCAGCCAACAAUGAAGUCGGAGCUGCAGACGGGCGUGGAGAGUUUUCAGGGCACAGUGCAGAUCUUCUACAGCGAUUACCACUCCAGUGGUCCCGGAGUGGCCGGGUUGGCACCGCGCGAGGCAAGUGACCGGCUGCAGGCCUUCCAGGCCCAGUUUGAUGAGCUCUGGAGGAAAUACAUCACCCUCUCGGGAGGAGAGGAGCUCUUCGGGCUCCCCGUCAAAGAGUACCCUGACCUUCACCGUAUCAAGAGAGAGCUGUCUCUGCUGUCCAAGCUCUACGGCCUCUACAACUCCGUCAUCGACAGCGUGAGCGGCUACUAUGAUAUCCAGUGGAAUGACCUUAACAUAGAGAAGAUCAACAGUGAACUUCAAGACUUUCAAAAUCGCAUUCGGAAACUUCCAAAAGCCUUGAAGGAAUGGCAGGCCUUCGGUGAUCUGAAGAAGAAGAUUGAUGACUUCAAUGAAACGUGCCCCCUUCUCUACAUGAUGGCAAACAAGGCUAUGAUGGCACGACACUGGCAGCGCCUGGGGGAUAUCACAGGACACAGCUUUGAUGUUGACUCAGCCAAUUUCUCUCUCAGAAACAUUAUGGAGGCUCCCUUGCUAAAGUACAAGGAGGAUAUUGAGGAUGUUUGUAUCAGUGCUGUAAAAGAGCGAGACAUUGAGGCCAAAUUGAAGGACGUGGUGGCGGAAUGGAGUAGCCACACGUUCACCUUCGCCCCCUUCAGGAACCGAGGGGAACUGCUGCUGAAGGGAUCCGACACGGCAGAGAAGGUGGCGCUGAUGGAGGACAGCCUCAUGAUCUUAGCCUCGCUGAUGAGCAACAGGUACAACGUCCCCUUCAAGCCCGCCAUCCAGCAGUGGGUUCAGAAGCUGUCCAACACCACGGAGGUGAUCGAGAAGUGGCUGAUGGUGCAGAACCUCUGGAUCUACCUGGAGGCGGUGUUCGUGGGCGGAGACAUCGCCAAACAGCUGCCGCAGGAGGCCAAGCGGUUCCAGAACAUCGACAAGUCGUGGCAGAAGAUCAUGCAGCGCGCGCACGAGGCGCCCGGCGUGGUGCGGUGCUGUGCGGGCGACGAGACGCUGCGGCAGCUGCUGCCGCACCUGCUGGAGCAGCUGGAGGUGUGCCAGAAGAGCCUGAGCGGCUACCUGGAGAGGAAGCGCCUCGUCUUCCCACGCUUCUUCUUCGUCUCCGACCCCGCCCUCUUGGAGAUACUGGGGCAGGCCUCGGACUCGCACACCAUCCAGGCCCAUUUGUUGAGUCUCUUUGACAACGUGAACAGAGUGGUUUUCCACGAGAAGAACUACGACCAGAUCCUGAGCUUCCAGUCUCAGGAGGGGGAGACGGUGGCUCUUAACGUGCCCGUCAACGCCCAGGGGAAUGUGGAGGUGUGGUUGGGCCUGCUGCUCUCUGGCGUGAAGAGCACCAUCCACAGCAUCAUCCGUCAGGCCCACCUGACUAUCAGUGACACGGGCCUCAAGCUGCUGGAGUUCCAGGCCGUGUUCCCGGCCCAGGUGGGCCUCCUGGGGAUCCAGCUCAUCUGGACCCGCGACGCCGAGGAGGCUCUCAAGCUCAGCAAGACCGAUAAGAAGAUCAUGCCCACAACCAAUCAGAAGUUUCUGGACAUCCUGAACGAGCUGAUUGACAUGACCACUGGAGAGCUGACCAGAAUGGAGAGAACCAAGUACGAGACCCUCAUCACCAUUCACGUCCACCAGAAGGACAUCUUUGAUGAUCUGGUGCGUCUGAACGUGAGGUCAGCUCUGGACUUUGAGUGGCAGAAGCAAUCACGCUUCUACUUCUUGGAGGACGUGGACCGCUGUGUCAUUCAGAUCACGGAUGUGGAGUUUGACUACUGCAACGAAUACCUGGGCUGCACUGACAGGCUUGUCAUCACACCCCUUACUGACAGAUGCUACAUCACGUUGGCGCAGGCAUUGGGCAUGAGUAUGGGUGGCGCCCCUGCUGGCCCGGCGGGCACAGGGAAGACGGAGACCACCAAGGACAUGGGCCGCUGCCUGGGCAAGUACGUGGUGGUCUUCAACUGCUCCGACCAGAUGGACUACAGAGGACUCGGCCGCAUCUACAAGGGAUUGGCCCAGUCCGGGGCCUGGGGGUGCUUUGAUGAGUUUAACCGCAUCGAGCUGCCCGUCCUGUCCGUGGCGGCCCAGCAGAUCUACAUCGUGCUGCAGUGCAAGAAGAACAAGAAGGCCACCUUCGUCUUCACCGACGGAGACCUGGUCAGCAUGGACCGGGAGUUCGGCAUCUUCCUCACCAUGAACCCUGGCUAUGCCGGCCGGCAGGAGCUCCCUGAGAACCUGAAGAUCCAGUUCCGCACCGUGGCCAUGAUGGUUCCGGACCGGGCCAUCAUCAUGAGGGUCAAGCUAGCCAGUGCUGGUUUCCGUGACAACCAGGUGCUCAGUCGCAAGUUCUACACCCUGUACAAGCUGUGUGAGGAGCAGCUGUCCAAACAGGUCCACUAUGACUUCGGGCUGCGGAACAUCCUCUCGGUUCUGAGGACGCUGGGGGCGGUGAAGCGGGCCAACCCCACGGAACCGGAGAAGACCGUCGUCAUGAGAGUCCUGCGGGACAUGAACCUCUCCAAACUGGUGGACGAGGACGAGCCUCUCUUCAUGAGCCUGAUUGACGACCUGUUCCCGGGCAUCACGCUGGACAAGGCGGGCUACCCCGAGCUGGAGGCGGCCAUCGCGGCCCAGGCCCAGCAGGCCCAGCUCAUCGCCCACCCGCCCUGGCUGCUCAAGCUGGUGCAGCUCUACGAGACCCAGCGGGUCAGGCACGGUAUGAUGACGCUGGGCCCCAGCGGAACAGGGAAGAGUACGUGCAUCCACACGCUGAUGAGGGCGAUGACGGAGUGCGGCGCGGCCCACAGGGAGAUGCGCAUGAACCCCAAGGCCGUCACCGCCGCACAGAUGUUCGGCACGCUGGACGUGGCCACCAACGACUGGACCGACGGGAUCUUCUCCACCCUGUGGAGGAAAACACUCAAAGCCAAGAAGGGUGAACACAUCUGGAUAGUUCUGGACGGUCCAGUCGAUGCCAUCUGGAUUGAGAACCUGAACUCUGUCUUGGACGAUAACAAGACGUUAACUCUCGCCAACGGAGACCGCAUCCCCAUGGCCCCCAACUGCAAGGUUGUGUUUGAGCCCCACAACAUCGACAACGCCUCCCCGGCCACCGUGUCCCGCAACGGCAUGGUGUUCAUGAGCUGCUCUGUGCUGGACUGGCAGCCCAUCCUGCACGCCUGGCUCCGGAACAUUCCACCAGCGCAGGCCGACGUGCUGCUCAACUGCUUUAACAGCAUCUUCCAGGACCUCAUUAACUUCAUCUUCACGGCAGUGGCACCCAAAAUGCAGAUCCUGGAGUGCAUGUACAUCAAGCAGGCCCUGGAUCUGCUGCAGGGCUUGCUGCCGUCGGCAGAUGAGAAGAGCGCAGCUCGUGGGCAGGUGGGGCGGCUGUUCGUGUUCGCCGUCAUGUGGUCGCUGGGGGCGCUGCUGGAGCUGGACGACAGAGCUCGGCUGGAGGCGUUCCUCACGGCCCACUCCGCCCCUCUGGACCUGCCCCGCACCCACGGAGACCAGACCAUCUUCGAGUUCGUAGUCAACCAGGCCGGGGAGUGGGAACACUGGUCUAGAAAGGUCCCUGAGUACAAAUAUCCGCAGGACGUUGUUCCUGACUACGCCUCCAUACUCGUACCCAACGUUGACAACGUCAGAACGGACUUUCUGAUGCGGACCAUCAUGCAACAGGGUAAAGCCGUGCUGCUCAUCGGUGAACAGGGCACUGCCAAAACAGUCAUGAUUAAGGGCUACACCAGUAAGUAUGACCCAGAGACACAUGUGAGUAAGAGCCUGAACUUCUCGUCGGCCACGCUGCCAGGGAUGUUCCAGCAGAGUGUGGAGAGCUACAUAGACAAGCGCAUGGGCGCCACCUACGGGCCGCCCGCCGGCAAGAGGAUGACCGUCUUCAUCGACGACAUCAACAUGCCCGUCAUCAACGAGUGGGGCGACCAGAUCACCAAUGAGAUCGUGCGGCAGCUGAUGGAGCAGGGCGGCUUCUACAGCCUGGAGCGUCCGGGCGAGUUCACCGCCGUGGUGGACGUGCAGCUGGCCGCCGCCAUGAUCCACCCGGGGGGCGGCCGCAACGACAUCCCCCAGCGCCUCAAGCGCCAGUUCUGCAUCUUCAACUGCACCCUGCCCUCCAACUCCUCUAUCGACAAGAUCUUCCACACCCUGGCGCACGGCUACUUCUGCCCACACAGGGGCUUCCCCGAGGACGUGUGCACUCUGGCCAGUGCCCUGGUACCCACCUCCAGGAGAGUGUGGCAAGCAGUCAAGGCCAAGAUGCUGCCCUCGCCCGCUAAGUUCCACUACAUCUUCAACCUGCGGGACCUGAGCCGCGUGUGGCAGGGCGUGCUGGCGGUGGGCGCGGGGGUGUGCCAGGGGUCAGCGGUGCUCCUGCAGCUCCUGAGGCACGAGUGCUGCCGCGUCAUCGCUGACCGCUUCAUCGACCCGAAAGACACCGUGAUCUUUGAUGGGAUCGUGGAGCGGAUCAUGACGGAGGACCAUGGAGUGGACUUGGUGGCGCAGGCGGCAGCGGACGUCUACUUUGUGGACUUCCUGCGGGACGCGGCGGAGAGCACGGGAGACGAGCCGGACGACGCGGAGCCCGAGACGCCCAAGGUGUACGAGCCCGUCCCGUCCUACCAGGUGCUGUCGGAGCGGCUGGGCUUCUACCUGCAGCAGUACAACGAGGCCGUCCGGGGCAGCGCCAUGGACCUGGAUGCCAUGAUCCACCUGGUGAAGAUCUCCCGGAUCAUCCGCACUCCCCAGGGAAACGCUCUGCUGGUGGGGGUGGGGGGGUCCGGCAAGCAGAGCCUCACCCGCCUGGCCUCCUUCAUCGCUGGGUACCAGAGCUUCCAGAUCACCCUCACACGGUCGUACAACGUGAGCAACCUGCUGGAGGACCUGAAGACGCUGUACCGCAUGGCCGGGCAGCAGGGGCGGGGCGUCACCUUCAUCUUCACCGACAACGACAUCAAGGACGAGUCCUUCCUGGAGUACCUGAACAACGUGCUGGCGUCCGGCGAGGUCUCCAACCUGUUCGCCCGCGACGAGCUGGACGAGAUCACGCAGGACCUGAUCGCCGUCAUGAAGCGCGAGCACCCGCGCCGCCCGCCCACCGCCGACAACCUGUACGACUACUUCCUGUCGCGCGUGCGCAGCCACCUGCACGUGGCGCUCUGCAUGUCGCCGGUCGGGGAGAGGCUCCGCUCGCGCGCGCUACGCUUCCCGGGCCUGGUGUCCGGCUGCACCGUGGACUGGUUCCAGCGCUGGCCGCGCGACGCCCUCGUGGCGGUCGCCAACCACUUCCUGUCCGGCUACGAGCUCCGCUGCACGGAGGAGGUCAAGCAGAGCGUGGUGACCACCAUGGGCGCCUUCCAGGACCUGGUGGCCGAGACCUGCAGCGAGUACUUCCAGCGGUUCCGUCGGCAGACCUACGUGACGCCCAAGUCCUACCUGUCCUUCAUCAAGGGCUACCAGGCCGUCUACUCGGACAAGAUCGCUCACGUGGGAACGCUUGCAGAGCGCAUGAACACAGGCCUGGCUAAGCUGAUGGAGGCGGAGGUGUCGGUGAGUGAGCUGUCCAAGGAGCUGGCGCUGAAGGAGCAGGAGCUGGCCGUGGCGUCCCAGCGGGCGGACGGGGUGCUGCAGGAGGUGACGGUCAAGGCGCAGGCCGCCGAGAAGGUCAAAGGUCAGGUGCAGAAGGUCAAGGACAAGGCCCAGGCCAUCGUGGACGAGAUCGAGGGAGACAAGAAGGUGGCCGAGUCCAAGCUGGAGGCAGCUAAGCCAGCACUAGCGGCCGCUGAGGCUGCACUACAGACCAUAAAGCCGGCGGACAUCGCCACGGUGCGGAAGCUGGGCAAGCCGCCUCACCUGAUCAUGCGCAUCAUGGACGCCGUGCUGCUCCUGUUCCAGCGCCGGGUGGACGCCGUCACCGUGGAUACGGAGCGGCCCUGCCUACGACCCUCCUGGACCGAGGCCCUCAAGCUCAUGAACAACUCCGCCUUCCUCAGCAUGCUGCUGAACUUCAACAAGGACUCCAUCACAGAGGAGGUGGUGGAGCUGCUCACGCCGUACCUCAGCAUGGACGACUACAACCUGGACUCUGCCAAGCGCAUCUGUGGGAACGUGGCCGGCCUCUGCUCCUGGACCGAAGCCAUGGCGGACUUCUUCAGCAUCAACAAGGAAGUGCUGCCGUUAAAGGCCAAUCUGAAGCUGCAGGAGGCGCGGCUGGUGGUGGCCCAGGCGGAGCUGGCGGAGGCUCAGGGGCAGCUGGACGCUAAGCAGCGGGAGCUGGACGCGGCGCAGGCCCUCUACGACCACGCCAUGCGCCACAAGCAGACCCUGCUGGACGACGCUCACGCCUGCCGCCGCAAGAUGGACAACGCCGUGGCGCUCAUCGAGGGGCUGGGGGGGGAGAAGGUCCGCUGGACGGAGAGCAGUGCUGAGUUCCAGAGCCAGAUCAGGGACCUGGUGGGGGACGUUCUGCUGGCCACAGGGUUCCUGUCCUACGCCGGCCCCUUCAACCAGGAGUACCGCAACCUGCUGCUAGAACAGUGGAGAACCCAGAUGAGCGCCAACCACAUCCCCUAUAGCCAGGUGAAGGUGGGGGAUAAGGAGGUGGAUGUGAUGAAGGGCUUCACCCUGUACAUCACCACUAAGCUGGCCAACCCGGCCUACACGCCUGAGGUCAGCGCCAAGACGGCCGUGGUGGACUUCACCGUCACCACACGGGGCCUGGAGGACCAGCUGCUGGGCCGCGUCAUCCUCAUCGAGAAGCAGGAGCUGGAGUCUGAGCGUGUGAAGCUCCUGGAGGAAGUGACGUCGAACAAGCGCAAGAUGCAGGAACUGGAGGACAACCUGCUGUACCGACUGACCAGCACCGAGGGCUCUCUGGUGGAGGACGAGUCCCUCAUCGAGGUGCUCCGAGUUACCAAGACGACGGCGGAGGAGGUUAGCGAAAAGCUAACGGUGGCGGCGGAGACGGAGACGAAGAUCAACUUAGCGCGGGAGGAGUACCGCCCAGUGGCCACCAGGGGCAGCCUUCUCUACUUCCUGAUCGUGGAGAUGAGCCUGGUGAACAUCAUGUACCAGACGUCGCUGCGGCAGUUCCUGGGUCUCUUCGACUCGUCCAUGGAGAGGUCAGCCAAGUCCCAGAUCACGGCCAAGCGCCUGGGCAGCAUCAUGGAGUACCUGACCUACGCCGUGUUCCGGUACACGGAGAGAGGGCUCUACGAGGAGCACAAGUUCCUCUUCACGCUGCUGCUGGCGCUCAAGAUCGACCUGCAGGCCAAGAACAUCUCCCACAGCGAGUUCCAGACCUUCAUCAAAGGCGGUGCUUCUCUGGACCUGAACUCUGUGGAGGCCAAGCCGAGGCGCUGGAUUCUGGACAUGACGUGGCUCAACCUGGUGCAGCUGUCGUCGCUGCCGCCCUUCACCUGUCUGCUGGCGCAGGUUGCCCACGGCGACCGUGCCUGGCGGGCGUGGUUCGACGAGGCCGCUCCUGAGGAGGUGCCGUUGCCUGGCGACUACGACAGCCUGCUGGACGCCUUCCGGAAGCUUCUGCUCAUCCGCAGCUGGUGCCCAGAUCGCACCAUCGCCCAGGCCAGGCAGUACAUUGCGGCGUCUCUGGGCGGCCGGUAUGCGGAGGCCGGUGUGCUGGACAUGGAGGGCAUGUGUGUGGAGAGCGACUGCAGAACCCCGCUGGUCUGCUUCCUGUCCAUGGGCUCCGACCCCACCGACAACAUCGAGAGGCUCGCCAAAGCCAAGGCGGUCCCGUGCCGGCCCAUCUCCAUGGGUCAGGGGCAGGAAGUGCACGCGCGGAGGCUGCUGGCCCAGAGCAUGGCGGACGGAGGCUGGCUGCUGCUGCAGAACUGCCACCUGGGCCUGGACUUCCUGGACGAGCUGCUGGACACGGUCAGCGGCGGCGAGAGCGUCCACGAGGGCUUCCGAGUGUGGCUCACCACCGAGGUGCACCCCCAGUUCCCCAUCAACCUCCUGCAGUCCUCCGUCAAGUUCACCAACGAGCCUCCCCAAGGUAUGAAGGCGGGUCUGAGGAGGACAUAUGGGGGCCUGACUCAGGACCAGCUGGAGAUCUCCAACAUGCCCCAGUGGAGACCACUGCUCUACGCCCUGGCCUUCCUCCACACCACCGUGCAGGAGAGACGUAAGUUUGGCCCGCUAGGCUGGAACAUUCCGUACGAGUUCAACCAGGCCGACUUCACGUCCUGCAUGCAGUUUGUCCAGAACCACCUGGACGAGGUGGACGUGAAGCGCGGCGUGAACUGGAGCUGCGUGCGCUACAUGCUGGGCGAGGUCCAGUACGGGGGCCGCGUCACCGACGACCUGGACAAGCGGCUGCUCAACACCUUCGCCCACACCUGGUUCGGCGAGAGCAUGUUCGGAGAGCGCUUCUGCUUCUACAAGGGCUACACCAUUCCCAAAGCCAAGACUGUGCAGGACUGCCUGAGUCACAUAGACACACUCCCACUGGUGGACUCCCCUGAGGUGUUUGGUCUUCACCCAAAUGCUGACAUCACCUACCAGAGCAACCUGGCCAGCGAGACCCUGAGUACCAUCAUCAGCGUGCAGCCCAAGGACAGCGGCGGGGGGGCCGGGGAGACCCGGGAGAGCUCCGUCCAGCGGCUGGCCAACGAGAUGCUGGAGAAGCUCCCCGCCAACUACGUGCCGCACGAGGUGCGAACCCAUCUGCAGAAAAUGGGAGCCUUCCAGCCAAUGACCAUCUUCCUGCGUCAAGAGAUCGACCGCAUGCAGCGAAUCAUUGGGAGAGUGCGGAGCACCCUGACUGACCUCAAGCUGGCCAUAGAUGGCACCAUCGUGAUGGCGGAGGACCUGCGGGAGGCGCUGGACAGCAUGUAUGAUGCGCGCGUGCCGCGGCUCUGGCUGAAGGUGUCCUGGGCGGCGGCCACGCUGGGCUUCUGGUUCACCGAGCUGCUGGAGAGGAACCACCAGCUCCACGACUGGACCUUCAGUGGCCGGCCCAACCAGUUCUGGCUCACCGGGUUCUUCAACCCCCAGGGCUUUCUGACGGCCAUGCGUCAGGAGACGACGCGCAUGAACGUGUCCAGGGGCUGGGCGCUGGACACGGUGGUCCUCCAUAACGACGUCACGCGCAUGAUGCGGGAGGACGUCAUUGCCCCGCCCCCCAGCGAUGUGGGAGGAGUCUACAUCUACGGACUCUUCCUGGAGGGGGCUGGCUGGGACAAGAGGAGCGCUAAACUCACAGAGUCCUCUCCCAAGGUCCUCUUCACCCCGCUGCCCGUGGUGCACGUCUACGCCAUCAGCAGCACCUCCCCUCCCGACAGCAAGAGGGCGCCGGCCGUGAGCCUGUACCCCUGCCCCGUGUACAAGAAGCCCCAGCGCACGGACCUCACCUUCAUCUUCUCCCUCCUCCUGCGCACCAGCCAGCCCAGCGAGCACUGGACACUCAGGGGCGUCGCCCUGCUCUGCGACUGCAAAUGAUCAAGUAGCCAACAACACACCUCCUGUGGUUUGUACCAUAGCAACACACUUCCUGUGGUUUGUACCAUAGCAACACACUUCCUGUGGUUUGUACCGUAGCAACACACUUCCUGUGGUUUGUACCAUAGCAACACACUUCCUGUGGUUUGUACCAUAGCAACACCCCUGAUGUGUUGCUCCAUAUGCUGGUGCAACCAAACAGCAGCACACGUGAUUUCACUCUCAGCUAAUCAACAAACAACAUGGAUGGAGCAAGGUAUGUGUGGGAGGAGCCACCAGUAGCUAUAGCGACAGUUAGCUGCUAAGAGUGUCCUUGGCUCUUUCUGAUGUGUUUCUCUUUAAUAUGUAGUGGAUUGAGCCCUAGUUAUUAUGUCAGUGAUCAUGACAAUGACAGAGAAUUAGUAUCUAAUGAGCUUACAAUAGAACUACAUACUUUUACAUUUGAAAAAACAAAUUGAUUCUGAUAAAUAUACUGUAUGUUUUAGUAACUAGUCACUAGGUCAGUUAUGCUAAUUGGGUGUUAGCUAGGUCAAUGAGUCUAUUUGUAUGCAGGGCCCUGUUCUUGGGAUGCUAAUGGCACAUACUGACACUGAGUCCAGUAGUGGGUUACUUCGGCCUCUCCUCACGAAUAGCAGCACUUGAAGAAUAUGGUGAAGGUUCAUGAUUAUGUUUUGCAUUUUUAUUAGCUGUUUUCCAAAUAUAUCACCAGAGAAUAAAAACAAUGCAAAA
Molecule: messenger RNA, 14463 nt
Organism: Sardina pilchardus (European sardine)
Lineage: Eukaryota; Metazoa; Chordata; Actinopteri; Clupeiformes; Clupeidae
Gene: dnah5l
Product: dynein, axonemal, heavy chain 5 like
Exons: 74
Coding region: 1-13734 (4577 amino acids)
Biological process (GO): microtubule-based movement
Cellular component (GO): axonemal dynein complex
Molecular function (GO): dynein light intermediate chain binding; ATP binding; dynein intermediate chain binding
Source: RefSeq, a predicted model, not a curated record